This is a messenger RNA of Seriola aureovittata, 3930 nucleotides long. RefSeq names its product transcription factor binding to IGHM enhancer 3a (gene tfe3a). The transcript has 11 exons. Gene Ontology annotation, molecular function: RNA polymerase II cis-regulatory region sequence-specific DNA binding; protein dimerization activity; DNA-binding transcription factor activity, RNA polymerase II-specific. Lineage: Eukaryota; Metazoa; Chordata; Actinopteri; Carangiformes; Carangidae. Gene Ontology annotation, biological process: regulation of transcription by RNA polymerase II. Gene Ontology annotation, cellular component: nucleus. The coding region runs from base 253 to 1812 and encodes 519 amino acids. The record is from RefSeq and is a predicted model, not a curated record.
GAACAGUCUGUGGUUCAGUGUUCAGGGCGCCUGGGUUCCUUCGGCAGCGAACUUGAACCUGAGACCUGUUCUUGAUCUUCUUCUGGUGCCUUGGUCUUCCUGCUGGUCCUGGUUUUAUCCACAGGGGUCCCGGGUCUAGGUCCGACGGUCUCUGAUGGACUGAACAUGUUUCUGUCUCUGCUGCAGUGAUUUCACAACACUUUGAUCCUCAGUCCGGUCUCUGCUCGUUUAAACGUCUCUGUCUCUGGAGAAAUGUCAGCUCUAAGCCCGGACCAGAUCCUGACCGGACAGCACAGCCGAACCGGAGCCGAGCAGGAGCAGCAGGAGGCCGGGAUCCUACAGCCGCAGACCGUGUUUGUCAUCCUGGACUCGGCUGAAACACUCAAUCUGGUCCGGGUGGAGUCUGGGAUUGUCGCUGACAUCGAGGUCGACAGUUUGCUGCCAUCAGGCUGCGACACCUUCUACCAGAUCAAGAGUCAGCCAAUAAGCAUCAGUACAUCAGCAGCAGCUUCCUCCUCUUCCUCCUCUUCAUCCUCACUGCCGACAGUCAUGUCAUCCAGGGUUUUGAUGCGUCAGGAUCUGAUGCGUCAGCAGGCUCUGGAGGAGGAGCAGAAAGAGGCGCAGCAGCAGCUGCUCCGCUCAAAUGACUCCUCCUCCCCCAUAUCUGUGUCUGUUUCCUCCUCCUGCAGACCUCCUGCUCAGGUCCCUGUGGAGGUGCUCAAGGUGCAGACUCACUUGGAGAACCCCACAAGGUAUCACAUCCAGCAGGCACAGAGGCAGCAGGUGCGUCAGUACCUCUCCACCACACAGACCGCCAUCACCACCAAGACAGCCAAUCAGGAACCAGCUGGACCAUCACCAAGCCACUCCCCCCUGCUGUGCCCCACCCCCGGGCUACAACCAGCAGAUGGCAAACAGAAAAUGGAAGGGACUGUCAUCGAUGACAUCAUCAGUCUGGAGUCGAGCCUGAAUGAUGAAUUUCUGACACUGAUUGACUCUGGACUACAGCUCGCCAACACGCUGCCGGUGUCGGGGACCAUGCUGGAUGUGUAUGGCGGAGGGACGACAACACCCACCAUCACCGUUAGCAACAGCUGCCCGGCUGAGCUGCACACAGUCAAGACAGAGCUGAGCGAUGUGGAAACGAAAGCUCUGAUCAAAGAGAGACAGAAGAAGGACAACCACAACCUCAUCGAGAGGAGGAGGAGGUUCAACAUCAACGACCGGAUCAAAGAACUCGGAGGACUCAUCCCCAAAUCCACCGACCUGGAGAUGAGGUGGAACAAGGGGACCAUCCUGAAGGCUUCAGUAGAUUACAUCCGCAAAAUGCAGAAAGAACAACAGAGAGCCAGAGAGAUGGAGGAGAGACAGAGGAGGCUAGAGAACACCAACCGCUCCCUGCUGCUCCGCAUUCAGGAGCUGGAGCUUCAGGCUCGUGUCCAUGGACUCUCUUCCUCCUCGCCUCACCCCAACUCCUCCUCCUCCUCUCUGGACCCCCAAGCCUUGCUCUCCCCCACACUGCCUCACCCGUUCUCCAACUCCUCCUCCCCUGCCUCCUCUCUGGUGACUCCCUCUCUGGGUCUGGACGCCCUGAACUUCGUGGACCUGGACGAGCCUCAGGGAGCCUCUACCGUCUUCUCCCCAGACCUGAUGUCUGACGUGGGGCUGACGGAGCUCCACGGCCUGGGAGACAUCCUGAUGGAUGAGGGAGGAGGAGGGGAAGGAGGGGUGAUGUCCGACCCCCUGCUGUCCUGCGGAGCCUCAAAGACCAGCAGCAGGAGGAGCAGUUUCAGCAUGGACGAGGACCUCUGAUGACAUCAUCACACAUGCAGAAAUCUGAUUGGCCAGAGCUGGAGGCGGGACUCUGACCAGCUGGGAGUUUUUUUAUUGGUUAAUAGAAAUAUUUUUCAUCAGUGACAUCAUCACAACAAACAAUGCACAAAUGUGAUGUCACAGGGAGCAAAUGUGUACUACAGUGUAACUACGGUAACCACUGUGAGUCCUCCAGUGUCUUUUAGUUUACCCAUGGUAACCGAUAUGUCCUCCAGUGUCACCGCGGUAAGCAUGGUUACUGCUGUGUCUUCCAGUGUACCCAUGAUAACCAAUAUUUGUUCUCCAGUGUCACCAUGGUAACCACUGUUUUUCUCCAGUGUAACCAUGGCAACAGCUGUGUUGUCUCAUCCUUGUCAACAUCAGAAACCACAGAGCAGAGUUGAUCGGCUGUUAGUGAACAAACUCACAGCUGAUUGGUUGGUAGGACAGCAGUUGAUCAAUAACUCAUGAUCAGUAAAAUCAUUUUUAAGGUCAGAAGUUCUAUUUUUUAAAAACAAACGUGAAACAAACAUUCAAACUCUAACCCUCCUCUGAUUGGCUGAACCAAUCAGUGACCUGUAAGCCAUGGCCUGAUUGGUCCUGGUCCUUGGUCCUGGUCAGCAGCUGGGACAAAAACAAAAACAGAAAAUAUAAGAUAUAAACUUAAGAAGGACUCUGGUUCUGAGUCAUUUAAGGAACCACAGUUUCCUGGUUUAUUUGUUGUAUUUUAAAAAUCUGCUCACUUAAAACAUGACUCACUGAAAUGAAAAUAUUAGAUGUAAAAUCAAAAUUCUAACUCAAUAUUCGAUCAACUUGACUUUAAGAUGAAAAUGUUUGAUUGAUUACACCCUCAGUGAUGGACAGUCUGUCAAUCAGUUGUUCUCCAGGCUGCAGUGAAGAGAAGGUCUCACCUGAAUUUAAAAACAGGCUUUAACUCACCUGUGCUCAUGUUUAGUAAAUCAGUCUUUUUCAGCUAUAGGUCAGAACUAUACCUGGUCAUGCUCCAUCUGUGAUGUCACAGCAAGUCUAACUUGUGGCAGCAUCAAGCGAUUCAAAGCCUGAACCCCUUAGUAGAAACCAGGUGUACAUUAGGGCUGCAUUGUUUUACCUGUUGUGAAUAGUUUAACCAGCAGGUGGUGCUGUCAGUAGUCUGCUGCGACUCCCUCAGCUCAGCCCUGUAAACAUGAAAACUGUACGUAAACAUAAACAUAAACAGAAUCGCUGUGCUGCAAGCAAAGGGAGGAGAAAUAUUCGAGGAGCACACCUGGUCAGGUUCACUUUACUGAUGCAGGUGUUUCCUGUUAGAGCCUCAGAGGAACAGAAGGGAAACUAACUCAGUCCAUCAUCAUCAUCAUCAUCAUCAUCAUCAUCAUCAUCAUCAUCAUCAUCAUCAUCAUCAUCAUCAUCAUCAUCUAUAAAAUCUGUAAAAACCAUUUGUAAAAACGAAGCAGCUGAAUCAGCUGUCUGCAGUGUAUGUUGUUCAGACAACUAUCACUGGAUACUGUGAUACUGAAGGAAACUUAAAAACAGGAGGGUUCUGAAUGAAGUUCUGCAGCCUCUGUUUUCUUUGGAGCUUUAUUCUGGAGGGACAUCAGAGAUAAUGAUAUCCUCAGGAAGUGAUGUCACACUGAAUCAGAUCAACAUGUUCAGGUCUGGGUUCAGGUCUGACUCUGGUUUCUGUCACUGCUGCUGCUGCAGCUGUUGAUCCUGUUGAUCUGUUAAACUAAACUAUUAACUUCUUGUUGAUCAUUAGAUCACCUGUACACACCUGUCCCUCUGCUCCCCCCUCACAAUUUAAACCUCUGGAUUACACACAAACUGUGUCCAGAUUCUAUCCAGUACAGUCCCUGUCUGAGACCUGGAUCCACCACAGGUUUUAUUUUGUCCCUAAACCGUGGUCAGCAGAAAGCCAUAAAUGUCUGUUUCAUGAGAUGAUGUCAGUGAUGUGAUGUUGGUUACCAUAGCAACAACAGUUGUCAGUCAUCAAGAUCAGAUAAAAAGGGAUUAAUGUCUGUCUUUAAUUAAAGUUGUGAUUUAUGUUUGUUCAUGUUAACAAGCUCCUGUUUGUUUUUAUAGAUUCAAUCUUUUAUAUAGAAAUAAAGUCACUUCACAAAAUCA